Molecule: messenger RNA, 2453 nt
Organism: Dendrobium catenatum
Lineage: Eukaryota; Viridiplantae; Streptophyta; Magnoliopsida; Asparagales; Orchidaceae
Product: probable potassium transporter 17
Exons: 8
Coding region: 131-2308 (725 amino acids)
Biological process (GO): potassium ion transmembrane transport
Cellular component (GO): membrane
Molecular function (GO): potassium ion transmembrane transporter activity
Source: RefSeq, a predicted model, not a curated record
AUAAGAACUCCAUCCGUCUGUUCUCCCGUUUCCAUUGUCUUUAAAAGCCCUAAAAUGCUCGAGUGAACCUCAGAGUCUUAUUCUCGUUCUCUUUUACUCUCUCCUGCCUAUUCACUUCCGUUUCUUCUCAAUGUUGACUUCAACAAGCGAGCCCUCAAAUGUUCUUCCAGCUGCCUUGGACCUGGAGGUCGGAAUUCCGAGGCUGGGGCUGUUGUCGAACGGAAUAACUCCGGCGGGCAGGCGGAGUACUGGAUGUGGUGAAGUUUGGCGUUGGAGAGAUUUUAUUCUGGCUUAUAAGACACUGGGAGUGGUGUUUGGUGGACUAGUAACAUCCCCUCUCUAUGUUUAUCCUUCCAUGAACUUGAAUUCCCCCACAGAGGAAGAUUAUUUGGGAAUUUACAGUAUCAUGUUCUGGACUCUAACUCUGAUUGGGGUGUUCAAAUAUGUCUUUAUCGCUCUUAACGCUGAUGAUAAUGGUGAAGGUGGCACUUUUGCUCUGUAUUCACUACUAUGUCGGCACAUCAACAUCGGUAAUCUUCCAUCAAGAAAUGUCAACUCAAGCACAGGUGUUUUAUAUUCUAAUCGUUCCAUGACUUCUGAAACAAGAAGUAAAUUAGGAAAGUUUUUAGAGGAAAGCAUAACAGCACAAAGGAUAUUGCUUUUCAUAGCCAUGCUGGGGAUGUGCAUGCUUAUUGGUGAUGGCAUACUUACACCUGCUAUUUCAGUUCUAUCAGCGAUUGAUGGGCUUAGAGGACCCUUCCCUUCCGUAAGCAAAUCUGCUGUGGAAGCAAUUUCUGCUGUUGUAUUGCUGGCUCUUUUCCUCUUACAAAAGCAUGGUACUGCUAGAGUGAGUUUUCUUUUUUCUCCGAUUAUGGGUACCUGGACUUUGACUACACCAAUAAUUGGUGUAUAUAGCUUUUUGCGAUUCUAUCCAAGCAUAUUCAAAGCCGUGUCACCUCAUUACAUAGUUCAUUUUUUUCUGAGAAAUAGAAGAAAAGGCUGGGAAUUGCUUGGAGGGACUGUUUUAUGCAUUACAGGUGCAGAAGCAAUGUUCGCUGAUCUAGGACAUUUCAACAAAAGAUCAAUUCAGAUGGCUUGCCUUCUCACUAUAUAUCCUUCAUUGGUUCUCACUUAUGCCGGGCAAACGGCCUAUCUAAUCAAGCAUCCCGAUGAUCACAACGAUGGGUUUUACAAAUUUGUGCCGCACCCAGUCUACUGGCCCAUGUUUGUGAUUGCAACGCUAGCUGCAAUUGUUGCAAGCCAGUCUUUAAUAUCUGCCACCUUCUCUGUUAUCAAGCAAUCAGUAACCCUGGAUUACUUUCCUCGUGUCAAGGUGGUUCACACAUCCAAACACAAAGAGGGUGAGGUUUACUCUCCUGAAACCAACUACAUCCUCAUGGUCCUCUGUAUAUUGGUCAUACUUGGUUUUGGCGAUGGGAAAGAUAUUGGAAAUGCAUUUGGUGUUGUGGUUAUACUAGUCAUGUUUAUCACCACACUUCUGCUAACUUUAGUAAUGAUCAUCAUCUGGAGAGCCCCAGUUGCUCUAGCCAUGCUAUACUUUGUUCCCUUUUUCAUCAUUGAAGGUGUUUAUGUAAGUGCAGUUCUUACUAAGAUUCCAAAAGGAGGAUGGUUUCCGUUUCUCGUAUCGGUCGUCCUCGCAUUCAUAAUGUUUGUAUGGUACCAUGGGAGGCAGAGAAAGCUAGAAUAUGAGAUGAGGAACAAAAUAUCAGUAGAUAGUUUCAAUAGGCUCUUAUCAUCCUUGGAGAUCCAAAGAGCCCCAGGGCUGUGUUUCUUCUAUAGUAACAUCCAGGAUGGGCUUACUCCACUACUUGGGCACUAUGUGCGCAACAUGAGAUCCUUGCACAAAGUGACCAUCCUAACCACUUUUAGGUAUCUAUUGGUGUCUAAAGUGGAUCCUAAUGAGAGAAUCAUCAUAAGAAAGCUUGGCAUUGAAGGCUUAUAUGGUUGCGUAAUUCAAUAUGGAUAUGCUGAUUCUCUCAAUGUUGAGGGAGAUAAUUAUAUCUCCCAAGUCACAAAUAGUAUGAGGGAACAUAUCAGGUAUAAUUUUGAUGGACUAUCUCCCACCUCUCUUGAAGGGGAGAUUUCUCAGUUGGAAAAGGCAGAAGAGGAAGCAGUAGUUCAUGUUCGUGGAAAGACUAGGUUUCAUAUAGGUGUUCAGACCAGCUUUUCUGAUAAGAUUUUGCUCGGGUUCUAUGAGUUUUUGCAUGGCAACUGUAGAUCUGCAUUGCCUGCUUUGGGAGUUCCAUUACAGCAGAGAAUGAUAAUUGGCAUGGUGUACAAUACUUGAAAGCCAUUACAGAAGUUCUUGUUUAUUCUCAGGUUUAAGCGACCUAUUAUCUUUUAGAGGAAAACAAAGAUAUUUUCGUUUGGGACAGUUUUCUUACUGCUUUUUAAAGUAAUUUUGUGGUACAAAAAUUUCUAGUUAAAAAAAA